Messenger RNA from Peromyscus maniculatus bairdii (prairie deer mouse), 816 nucleotides. RefSeq names its product Rho GDP dissociation inhibitor gamma (gene Arhgdig). Gene Ontology annotation, molecular function: protein binding; Rho GDP-dissociation inhibitor activity. Gene Ontology annotation, cellular component: cytoplasm; membrane; cytosol. The record is from RefSeq and is a predicted model, not a curated record. NCBI's taxonomy places the organism in Eukaryota, Metazoa, Chordata, Mammalia, Rodentia, Cricetidae. Gene Ontology annotation, biological process: Rho protein signal transduction.
GACGCGUGCGAGCUGGGGGCGCAGCUGCUGGAGCUGCUCCGGCUGGCGCUGUGCGCCCGAGUCCUCCUGGCUGACAAGGAGGGGGAGCCGAUCCCAUCAGAAGAAGUGCUGGACGAAACUGUACCAGAGUACCAGGCCCCUGGGAAGAAGAGCAUGCUGGCAAUCUGGCAGCUGGACCCUGAGGACAUGAGCCUGGUCAAGUACAAGCAGGCACUGCUGGGGCCCCUGCCACUCAUUACGGACCCCAGCCUGCCCAACGUGCAGGUGACUAGGCUGACAUUGCUGUCGGAUCAGGCUCCAAGGCCUAUCAUCAUGGACCUCACAGGAGACCUGGCUGCACUGAAAAACCAGGUGUUUGUCCUGAAGGAGGGCAUUGAAUACAAGGUGAAGAUCACCUUCAAGGUCAACAAGGAGAUUGUCAGUGGCCUCAAAUGUCUGCAUCACACCUAUCGUCGGGGACUACGUGUGGACAAGGCCAUCUUCAUGGUGGGCAGCUACGGCCCCAGGGCCCAGGAGUAUGAAUUUGUGACGACAGUGGAGGAAGCACCAAGGGGCGCAUUGGCACGUGGCCUCUACGUGGUCAGGUCCCGCUUCACCGAUGAUGACAGGCUUGACCACCUGUCCUGGGAGUGGGGCCUCCAUGUCUGCCAGGACUGGAAGGACUGAACCUACUUGGGGCCUGUGUUCCCAGUUUCUGUCAGUUGCAGAAGGACCUGCAAGCAUUCCCCAGACCCCCCAGUUGGUGACCUGAUGUCCCCCGCUCUGCUGUGUCCUGCCUCCCUGCCUGGUGCCCAUUAAAUGUGACCCUGUCUCGCU